Colletotrichum acutatum is the source of this 1780-nucleotide messenger RNA. RefSeq lists its product as uncharacterized. The record is from RefSeq and is a predicted model, not a curated record. NCBI's taxonomy places the organism in Eukaryota, Fungi, Ascomycota, Sordariomycetes, Glomerellales, Glomerellaceae. The coding region runs from base 122 to 1675 and encodes 517 amino acids. The transcript has a single exon.
GAUGAGCGUGUUGAGAUCUACCUUCACUCCAUUGUCAACAAACUUUUCGACAGAAGUUUGCCCCUUGGUUGGUUCUGCUCUCUUUCUCCCCUUAUCCUGAAGGUCUACUCUCCACGCAUGUAUGCGACUUGAUUUUUGUGACGAAUUCGAUCCGAAGUUGAACAAAAAAAAAUUAACCUUCACCUCAGAGUGGAAUCUAGGGAGCAACAACUGUCAAAAGUUCUGUGACGCUCUGAUAGACCGCAACGCCUUCGGCAGCUUCAUGGUCUAUCCCCGGCAUUGCGAGGAGAAGAAACAUGACGGUCAGGCAUCUCAAGUUCUCUAUUUGAUGAGCUUUGUCAGCCGGAUUGGCUGUCACGAUGGAUUCACCAGGCGGGUGAUUCCUUCUUCGAGGGCGACAUCCGCGAACAGCCAUACCGAGGAGUUUCUCCUUCGAUUCCGCCGAUUCGCUCACCACAACGACACAGACAUUUUUGACAGCUUGAUAGAGUACUGGACCGAUUGGGGAGGAUUUCGGGCGCCGAUAUUUCGACACCAAGGCCUCUUUCCGUGGGACUGUACUGAAGCGCGCACUCUCAAGGAGGAGGCCGAUCACCCGCAAGCGAAGUGUGGGGAUUGCUCCUUGGCUAAGCACCUUUGGGCCUUUCCGUUUGAUGCCUGGUCAGUAGCGCAGCUUCACCUUCUCAAGGAACACCGUUUCUAUGCUCCUGUGCCAGCAAUCGGGGGAGACAAUCAAACUGUGUUGAGCGACAAGGACUGGGAGGACAACAGAUUUGGCGUGCUCGAAGCGCUGCAUGUCCUUGGCAGCAUGGCGGUUGCGAUGCACAGAUCCCAGGUUUUUCAAGACAGGUGUCGAUGGAAUUUCAAAGCUCGCGGUCUGCCGUUCGAAAACACUCCUGCAGACCAGAACAUAUUCCACAAAGGUCGCGUGACUACAUUACGACAGCACAUCAAAAAGAGGGUAGGCAGACUUGUCGUCCAGCCGAAUGGCCCUCUCAUUAUCCACGAUCGCAUAAAGCUCGCAGGCAUUCAUCGGGCCCAGCCCAUGAGUUACCUCUACGAGCAUGGCAUGCACCACGACUGCACGCUGGCUGACUGGGCUGACCUGAAUCACAAUGGGCAAGUGGCGGCUUACACGGCGCUACGUGACUUUCGAUCACAGCACGUAGAUGAGAUCAUCGAGGACGCAAAGCGAAGGGCGGAAUCUAAAACUUCGCAUCCUAAUGGCCCGUUCAGAGGCCCUGGUAUCGAUAUGAACGCCACCUCCAGUAUAGGAACUGGGGAUUGGCUACCUGAAGACCUGGUUCCAGAAGAUUGUGAUGGAUCUUAUGCAGAAGUGGACUACGAAGCGAACGUUGAUACAGGUAAUUGCGACUGUCUGUGCGAUGCUACGGGUCUAUCGGGAUUUCAACACUCUACGGUAGAUGGCGGGUGGAGCUUCAGUGAUGGCGGGAGCGGAUUUCUUGCCGACACGAGCUCCAUGGGGCUUAAUACCUCAAACGGUAGUAACGGAGGUAGCGGCAAUGAAAAUACCGGCAAUGGAGGCAGCGGCGACGGUGGUAGCAAUGAUAGAAGUGGCGGUGGUGAUGGUAGUGGGAGUCACGGAGGGGGCGAUUCCCAUGCAGGAAGUACUAUCAACGACCAAUCAUGGCAGAGUAUUAUGGGUAUGUUUUAAGACGACGAGAGGAUAUCUGUAUUGUUGGAGAAGCUGUCAUCGUUGUCUGCCGUCUGGGCUCAGCCGUGAUACCGUCUCUGCUGAAAAUAAAGUCGGAGCAUCAAG